UCUGAAGGUUCAAAUCAGAAUUUUAACGGCGAAUGAACCAGGCGUGUGUAACAGGCGUGUUAGCGUUUCAACAGAGCUGAAUAUGUCGCUUAUUUAAUGUGUGCUGGUUUUGGGAGACUGUUGUGUAGCCACCGAACAGGUCAGUGUGGAUUUUUUCGGGCGGACUCUUUAGUUUUUGCGAUGAUCUGGCCGGUUACUGUCAGUUAGCUCUGCUAGGCUAAGCUAACGCGUCGCUAACUCGUGUGAUGGCUUUCAGUGUGUAGCUCUUCACAUUACUUCUUUAACGAUGAAUUAACUCCACGCAGUUUAUCACAGAGAUGCUUUGUUUGUCGUAUUAACCGAGAAUAUAGAGUUUUAUAACAGUGUCGAUCUCCAAAAAGCUAAACAGCCCCAGGUGAGGAGACCAUGACCCUGGCUCCGAAGGAACUGUCUAACUUGCUGAGCAUAAUCUCGGAGGAGGCUUGCACCAACACCUUCGAAAGCCUCUCCACCCACUUCCAUCAUUACUUCGGGAAAGCGGAGCACUUCAGGGUGGGCUCGGUGCUGGUCAUGCUCCUCCAGCAGCCGGACCUGCUGCCCAGCUCCCCGCAGCGGCUCACCGCCCUCUACCUGCUGUGGGAGAUGUACCGCACCGAGCCGCUGGCCGCCAACCCGUUCGCCGCCGUGUUCGCUCACCUUCUGAACCCCGCACCUGCCGGGGAGGAGCAGGAGAAGGUGCUGUCCGGCUUCCUUCCUCCCAUCACCCAGCCUGAGAAGUUCUUCCUGUCCCAGCUGAUGUUAGCACCGCCCAGGGAUCUCUUCAAGAAGACACCCAGACAGGUGUCCUGCAUGGAUGUUGGCAACAUGCCCCAGUCUAUAGACAUCAGUGGGCUGCAGCUAGCCUUAGCAGAGCGUCAAUCAGAGCUGCCCACUCAGAGCAAGGCCAGCUUCCCCAGCAUCCUGAACGACCCAGAUCCAGAUUCAUCCAACUCAGGGUUCGACAGCUCAGUGGCCAAUCAGAUCAUUGAGUCUCUGGUCACAGGGCCCCGACCUCCACUGGAGAGUCACUUCCGCCCUGAGUUCAUCCGGCCGCCGCCUCCCCUCCACGUGUGCGAGGACGAGCUGGCGUGGCUGAACCCCACCGAGCCGGAUCACAGCAUCCAGUGGGACCGCUCCAUGUGUGUGAAGAACAGCACCGGCGUGGAAAUAAAACGCAUCAUGUCCAAGGCCUUCAAGAGCCCACUGUCCGCCCAGCAGCAGUCACAGCUGCUGGCCGAGCUGGAGAAGGACCCGAAGCUGGUUUAUCACAUCGGUCUGUCCCCGGCGAAGCUCCCUGACCUGGUGGAGAACAACCCGCUGGUGGCCAUCGAGAUGCUGCUGAAGCUGAUGCCGAGCAGCCAGAUCACCGAAUAUUUCUCUGUGCUGGUUAACAUGGACAUGUCGCUGCACUCCAUGGAGGUGGUCAACAGGUUGACCACAGCUGUUGACCUGCCUCCAGAGUUCAUCCACCUCUACAUCUCCAACUGUAUCUCCACCUGUGAGCAAAUCAAAGACAAAUACAUGCAGAAUCGUCUGGUCCGUCUGGUCUGCGUCUUCCUCCAGUCUCUGAUCCGGAACAAGAUCAUUAAUGUUCAGGACCUCUUCAUCGAGGUUCAGGCCUUCUGCAUCGAGUUCAGCCGCAUCCGUGAAGCCGCCGGCCUCUUCCGCCUCCUCAAGACCCUGGACACCGGGGAAAACCCCACAGAGGCCAAACCUGCCAAAUAACGCUCCUCACAGUGACAGUGCACAGGCAGAGUUACAGGAUAACACCACCCUCCCACAUCCACCUGUAAACCAAGUUAAAGGGACCUGGUUUGGUUACCAGAAACGGGUGCAGGCGGCUCAACUGAGAAUUAACACUGUAAAUAUGUAGUUAUGUUUUCUUCAGACUUCAGAAUCCUCUCCUCGCUCACUGCUCACCGCUGUCCACCUCUGAACUUUGUCACCACCUUUGCAGAUGGACAUAAUUCAUAUUUUCAUUUUUUACCAGCGCGCUCUCUUUGUUUUGGAAAUGUUUGGAAACGAAUGGAAAGUUUUCUCUAAUUAAACAGAUUUGUUAAAUUGA
This is a messenger RNA of Toxotes jaculatrix (banded archerfish), 2083 nucleotides long. RefSeq names its product CCR4-NOT transcription complex, subunit 11 (gene cnot11). Gene Ontology annotation, cellular component: CCR4-NOT complex. Lineage: Eukaryota; Metazoa; Chordata; Actinopteri; Toxotidae. The record is from RefSeq and is a predicted model, not a curated record. The transcript has 7 exons. The coding region runs from base 406 to 1743 and encodes 445 amino acids. Gene Ontology annotation, biological process: negative regulation of translation; mRNA catabolic process.